Molecule: messenger RNA, 284 nt
Organism: Cyclopterus lumpus (lumpfish)
Lineage: Eukaryota; Metazoa; Chordata; Actinopteri; Perciformes; Cyclopteridae
Product: overexpressed in colon carcinoma 1 protein homolog
Exons: 6
Coding region: 1-180 (59 amino acids)
Source: RefSeq, a predicted model, not a curated record
AUGGGCUGUGGCAAUUCCUCAGCCACCAACACCUCAGGAGACGGGCCAGCAGAUGUCUCCAAUGUGACAGAAGAUCCCUUGGUAGACGAUGAGAAGAGAAUGAACUAUGGUGGCGUAUACGUCGGUAUACCAGCAGACCUGACCGCUGUGGCUGCCAGUCAGUCCACAUGUAAAGAUUAGCAGCUACACUGAAGUGAACACAACACAGGAUUCCCGCAUAUUCAUUCACCCAGAGACCCUCACGUUACCGGCCGAGAGCAUGGAAGCGUUUACCACACACUGAA